Molecule: messenger RNA, 3031 nt
Organism: Belonocnema kinseyi
Lineage: Eukaryota; Metazoa; Arthropoda; Insecta; Hymenoptera; Cynipidae
Gene: hook
Product: protein Hook homolog 3
Exons: 3
Coding region: 427-2553 (708 amino acids)
Biological process (GO): cytoplasmic microtubule organization; cytoskeleton-dependent intracellular transport
Cellular component (GO): centrosome; cytoplasm
Molecular function (GO): dynein light intermediate chain binding; microtubule binding
Source: RefSeq, a predicted model, not a curated record
GGGAAAACAGUCAGAAACAGUCAUGACUUCAAUGAUGUUUCUGACAGUUGUGUUGUGACAAAUUAUGAUGGAAGUAAAAAAAUGUUUAUUUUAUUAACAAUGGAACUUGUAUAAAAGUUACGAUUGCAUUAUUUCAUUUUGUAACAACGAUUUAUAUAUUGUGUAAUAUACAGGCAUGAUUUUUAAAUGACCUCACGAACCGAGAAAAUCUGUGUCAGCAUUUCCUUUAAUUUCUAAUUCUAAUUUUGCAGCUACUUACUAGUCCUCAUAAGUUAUUUAAUAGUUUCAUGUGUAUUUUUUUUAUACAACGAUGAACAGUGAGUAGCAGUAACAGACUGAAAAAGAAAUGAGGUUAAGAAUGAGGGAUAUUCUUGGUUUCCUAAUUAUCUGAGAACAUAUCCAUUAUUUACCUAUUGUCAAAGCAAAAUGGCAAAAUCGUGUGACCAGCAGCUUGGCAGUUUAAUAAAGUGGCUAGACACUUUUGAAUUGGAGUCUGUACACUCGACUCCAGAAGAAAUAAGCGACGGGGUAGCUGUCGCCGAAGCUUUAUCUCAAAUUGCACCCGAAUGGUUUACAGCAGUAUGGCGAGCAAAAAUAAAAACCGACGUCGCGACUAAUUGGCGUCUAAAAGUCAGCAAUCUAAAAAAGAUUGUCGAGGCUGUUACAGAAUAUUACGUGGAAUGUUUGAACCAACAACUCUCGGGAUACGUAAAACCAGAUGCGGCGAAAAUUGGAGAGCAUUGUGACACUCUAGAGUUGCGACGUCUUUUGCAAUUGAUUCUAGGAUGUGCUGUGAAUUGCAAUCAAAAGCAGCAAUACAUCACUCGGAUCAUGGGCCUCGAGGAAGUUGUGCAACAAGUCAUCAUGCAGAGUAUCCAGGAAUUGGAAGAGAGCAUGCAUGGUCCUCGAUUAAGCCUCGGGGCAAGUUUGAGUUUCGAAUCGUUUGAUGCGGGAGACGGAGCUCAGCAAAAAAUGAUGGCAGAACUUGAAAUGGCUGUCGAGUCGAGGGACCAAUUGGCUCAGAGGUGUCAUGAAUUGGAUCAGCAAUUAUCCUUGCUUCAAGAAGAAAAGGCGACUUUGUAUGCGGAAAACAAGAAAAUGCAGGAGAGACUCGAUGAACUUGAAACUCCAGAGGAAAUGGGAACUAGCUUGAAGUAUUCUAGUUUAAGAAAGCAAGUCGAAGCUCUCAAAGAUGAGAUGUUUAAAAUGGAAACAUCGAGGGAUGAUUAUAGGCUGAAGAUGGAGUUGCUGGAGAAAGAGGUGCUGGAACUGCAGUCGAAACAAGAAGAUUUGCAGAAGGCGGCAGACGAGGCGAACCAUCUGAAAGACGAGGUGGACGCUCUACGAGAAACGGCAGACAAAGUGACGAAAUAUGAGCAGACUAUCGAGUCCUACAAGAAAAAGAUGGAAGACUUGAGCGACCUGCGAAGACAAGUUAAAAUUCUAGAAGACAAAAACAUGGAAAAUCUCCAAACAAAGAUUGACUACGAGGAAGAGGUGAAGAGAACUUUAAUGCUGAAAAAUCAUCUAGAAAUGUGCAAGCAGCAAUUGGCAGAAGUGCACCGAAAGCUGGAUGAGCAGAGCAACAAGUCCGACAAACUUGAAUUCGAAUCUAGAAAAAUGGAGGCCAAGCUCAACUCCGUUCAACGUGAAAGAGACAGACUAAUAAUAGAAAGGGACGUUCUCAAAGAAACAAACGAGGAAUUGAGAUGCACCCAGUUGAAUGUAACUGACAACAGGGGACAUCCGGGUGCCGAUGACACAGUCUCAAACACCGAGGUCAUACCACUCGAGAUUAAGGAGAAGCUUCUCGUUUUGCAACAUGAAAACAAAAUGCUGAAGCUGAAUCAAAAGGGAACAGAAGAAAAAUUACCUACUGUCCAAUCCUUAUUGGAAGAUUCCGAGGAACGGGCGAAUGCUCUCAGAGGUCAAAAUCGCAAAGCCAAUCAAAAGAUAAUUGAGCUUGAAAAUAAGCUUGAAGAAUUUGCGGAUAAUCAGGCCAACGGAGAAGCUAAAGUUGAGAGUUCGGGGUUACAGCAGAAGUUGAUUCAAGUUACGGAGGAUUUGAAAAAGGCGCAAGCUGAACGAGAGCGUUUGGUUCUGCAGUUGGAAGAGCGUGAAACCGCGCUGCAAACUCUAAAGCAGAAAUCUUUUACACUUCAGGAAAGUUUGGUCCGGAAGGAGGAAGAUAAUGCUGCUUUAGAAGAGCGGUAUAAAAAGUACAUAGAAAAGGCGAAAAGUGUGAUUAAGAGCUUGGAUCCGAAGCAGAGUAAUUCAUCACCUUUGGAAGUUGUACAUUUGAGAAAUCAGGUUAUGGAAAAGCGAAAGAUUAUUGAAGAAAUGGAGCGAUCUUCCAAAGAGAGCCAACUGCUCAAAGAGAAUGAGGAGAAGCUUAUGUUGUCUGCUUUUUAUAGACUGAGUUUAAACUGCCACCGGGAAGCUGUGGAUCAACGUUUAGCGGCUCUUGGCCAGGGGCAGGGGCAAUCUUUCCUCGCGAGGCAACGACAGCCAUCGUCGAGACGAGUUGGAAAUCCGGCUUAUAACUCGAAAUAGUAAUUUUAUAUCGUUUUAGAAUGAAGGUUUUAUAGAAAUUUAAAGACAAUUGAUUUUAGCUAUGAUUGUAUUGCAAUCAUGUUUUUUUUUUCUUCAGAAUGUCGUACGUUUUAGAAUAUUUUGUCUUGUGCUAAAGUUUUAUAAUGUUUGAAUGUAAGAAAAAUCAUGCUUUUUUUGAUUUUGAGAAAUGGAUGAUCAUUCAUGUUACCAGAAUUUUAUUGUAUUUUUUAGAUAAAAAGUGUGUAUGCAUGUAUUUAGAUACGUAUCUGUUUAAUAAUUUUUAUCUGACAUACUAUCACUUUCUUCAAGUCGAAAUUUAAACUCUGAUGGACAUCAUUCGUUGAUUUUUUUAAAAUGUGAACCUUCUUUAUAUAGGAGGUAAUUUAUGAAUGUUGAUACUUGUAAACAGAUUUCAUUUGUCACGAUAAGUUACCUGUGAGUUUUGUAGUAUAUAAGAGGUAUAUUCUAAAGUUGAAAA